UUCAUGCGCACAGUCUUAUCGGUUCAAAUUCUGUCUUCUUCAAAUUUGAAGAAGACCGAGACAAAAACACAAGCAAAUUAAUUGGUGUCUUUUCGUCUGAGUUUGUCUGAGAAAAAGGCACGCAUGGCGGACACUGAUGAGAAUAUAGUCUCUGAAAUCCUGCUCCAACUUCGAGUUUUAUUCCCUGAAUCAGAGUCUCGCCGGUAUUGUGUCGGAGUCAAAUGGGGCAAUCAGAAAAGGAGAUCAAGCCGACUUCCGAAGCCUGUGGAAACCAAGGCGUCGGGAUCCCAGAAGAACCCGAAAAGGAAGAGGGAGUCAGGGGAUGAAAAGGAUGAUUCCGACAAGACAAAAGCUAUCAACUUGUGUUUGGAACAGAGGAAACAUUAUAAUCAUGUAGCUCGAUUCGGAAUUCAGAUGAUUGAUAGGAAAUCUGUAACUGCUAACAAUGGAGCUAAUCUAACUACUGCACAGGGUGGUUUGAAUAACAUGGAGAAGAGCAAAGGCAAAGUUGUUAGUACUGAAAAGCAUUGGCUGAUGUCAGCAAUGCCCAGGUCAACUCUUCAAGGAAUGUAGUGCGUGAUGACCCCAAGCUAAUGAAAGGUAAAAGUGAGGGAACAACAUGUUUGCGAAGGGUUUCACUGGGUCCAAGCAGAAGCAUUGUGAAUGUCUCGUCGAGGAAAUCAUUUAUGGAAAAAGUGCAAGAAAAAGUAUGUCAAGGUGUUGGUGACAUACAUACUUCCAAGAGAGAUGGUAACAGGAACAAGACCAUGGGUCAAAGCCAUGUUGUUACAAAUGGCAGGAUUACUGCAAGGAAUUCUCUUUUAUCAAACAGGAAGUCUUUGCCGGUGCUAAAAAGGGUGAACCAGACAAAUACAAAUACCUCUUCAAAUGGUAACAAGAACAAGACCAUGGGUCAAAGCCAUGUUGUUACAAAUGGCAGGAUUACUACAAGGAAUUCUCUUUUAUCAAACAGGAAGUCUUUGCCCGUGCUAAAAAGGGUGAACCAGACAAAUACAAGUAUCCCAAAGGAAAAUGCUGGAAGUUCUGACAAGGGAAAAGAAAAGAGUGGAUUUUUAGGUAGCUCUGUUGGUAAAGCUGGCAAGAAAGUAGCAUCUCGGGUAAACAGUGGUAGGAGCCAUCUUUGGAAGAAUCGAGCGAGUGAUGGCUUCAUAAUAAUGGGCAAAACUAACGUAGAAGCUCGUGCAUUGCCAAGAAAAUCUAUCAGGCCAAUUCUGAAGACUACGCUUCAGACUACCCAGGCUCAAAGGACUUCAAAAUCCAAGAACACGUCAGAUCUUAACAAACAGAGAUCUGUUGCUGCAAUCUCAUCCAAGAACAAGGAGGUUGCUGUGUCAUCUUCUAUUCCUGAGAAUAUUGCAAUAGUGAUUCCACAUGAAGCCGCUCAAGGACAGCUUUCAUCUGAUUCUGAUGGCAAUCCAAGGACUAUCUCAGAUAUCAUUUCCAGGAGAAAAUCAGAUCGUAGGAAAUCUUAUACAUCUUCCUUGAUGGCAAGAUCAAAGUUACUGGAGAAAUGUGGUGAAGUUAUGCAGCUGGAAAAACUACCAAGUAUUGAUGACUUUCGCAAUCAACUGGAAGUUGCUGAAUAUGUUGAUGAGAUCUAUCAGUACUAUUGGGUGACAGAGGCACAGAAUGUGUCUUUAGCAAAUUACAUGUCGAUUCAGACAAACAUUACAGCCCAUAUGCGAGGCAUAUUGAUCAACUGGUUAAUUGAGGUGCACUUCAAAUUUGAUUUAAUGCAAGAAACUCUAUAUCUCAUGGUGGCAUUGUUAGACAGAUAUCUCUCACAAGCUACGAUAAAGAAAAAUGAACUGCAGUUGGUUGGUCUUACUGCACUCUUGCUGGCAUCAAAAUACGAGGACUUUUGGCAUCCUAGGGUCAAGGAUUUAAUUAGUAUCUCAGCUGAGUCGUACACAAGAGACCAAAUGCUUGCAAUGGAGAGACUUGUUCUUAAGCAAUUGAAGUUUCGUCUUAAUGUGGCUACUCCUUAUGUGUUUAUGUUACGGUUUCUCAAGGCUUCUCAGUCAGACACAAAGCUUGAACACCUGGCAUUCUACCUCAUUGAACUCUGCGUAGUUGAAUAUGAGGCUUUGAAGUAUAAGCCCUCAUUGCUGUGUGCAUCAGCUAUCUAUGUUGCAAGGUGUACCCUCCACAUGACUCCAGCUUGGACCCCCCUGCUUUGCAAACACUCCCGCUAUGAAGAAUCCCAGCUCAGGGAUUGUGGGGAGAUGAUCAUAAGAUUCCAUAAAGCUGCUGGAACAGAACACUUGAGAGUCACGUACGAAAAGUACACAAGGCCUUAUCUCAGUUGUGUUGCAGCCAUAACAGCUUUAGAUAGGCUUCCUCUUUGAUUUGACAUGUGUGGAACAGAAAGCCUCUCUCUCUCUCUCUCUCUCUCUCUGUGUGUAAUUAGAUCAUCAAACCUAAUGCUCUACUAGAAAGUGUGCAGGGGAGGAUCUUUUGUGCGAUACUCUGUUUUCUUCAUGUCCAAGUCUUGCAGGAAAAAUAUAUAGUCAAUUGUAAAAUAAUAGGGAUUUAUUUUACACCUCCGCUGGUUGUUAAUCUUGGACAUAUGCUCCAAAUUAUUUCUUGGAAACGCCUUGAUUUGCCAGCUGCUGCUCAUGUAUUGUGAUUCUUAUUUCUGUUUUGCGUUCUGAUGUAAAUUUGGUGUUGGUGUCCAUUUCACA
Molecule: messenger RNA, 2705 nt
Organism: Corylus avellana
Lineage: Eukaryota; Viridiplantae; Streptophyta; Magnoliopsida; Fagales; Betulaceae
Source: RefSeq, a predicted model, not a curated record